Molecule: messenger RNA, 1795 nt
Organism: Vigna radiata var. radiata (mung bean)
Lineage: Eukaryota; Viridiplantae; Streptophyta; Magnoliopsida; Fabales; Fabaceae
Product: F-box protein SKIP8
Exons: 3
Coding region: 431-1297 (288 amino acids)
Molecular function (GO): protein binding
Source: RefSeq, a predicted model, not a curated record
UAAAACAUGCGUAUAUUUAAAAAAAAAAGAUAAAAAAGAAAAAAGUGGUGAUAUUAUAUUAGUAAUAAAUGAAAAUGAAAUUAAUUUGAUGAGCAAUGAAGAGAGCACAGGAGAAGAGAGGUUGGGUGGUUGUUUCUGAGAGUGUCUGUGGCUGUGGUUGGUGGUUUGGAAAGAAGGAAUGAGUGAGUCUGAGUCUGAGUCUGAGUCUGAGUGAGAUUAAAAGCAGCAGUAACCUCUUUAACGUUCACGGGUUUGGCUAUCGUUUCCAACCAAACCUUCUCUCUUAAAAUCUUUCAAACUUAACUAGGGUUUGGGAAUCACUCCACACUCUACAAAAACACCAAACAAAACGACUAUAUAUAUAUAUAUAUAUUAACACUUCAAUUAGGGUUUUGAUGUUCUUCAAAUGCAGAGUUUUGAUGACUUGUGAAUGGAGAUUUUCUCUCUUUUCUCCGAACCGUCCUACGUCGCCGUUGCCGUCACCGCUUUCUGUUUUCUCCUAGCGGUCUACUCUCUUCUCCGAUCGUUUUCCCUUCCUCGGAGAUUUACUCCGCCGAGGAAGCACCACUGCGAUUGCGCCUCGGAUUCAGCAUCCGUGGCUGCUGCAGGCGCCGUGCCCUACCUCAACGGCGCCGUUGAAAUGCUUGAGCCCAGUCCUGUUCCGGCGCCUGUGGUCUUGGGGGAGCGGUUGACGGGGUCGUCCAUGAUGGAGGAACUGGUUCCGGAGAUUACGACGCACGCGCUCAGUUACUUGGAUUAUCCCAGUCUCUGUCGUCUCUCCAUGACCAAUUCUUUGAUGCGAAAGGCCGCGAAUGAUGAUAAUGCUUGGAAGGCCUUAUAUCACAAGGACUUCACAUUGGAACAAGAUAGUAUCACACCCACUAAUGGGUGGAAGGCGUACUAUGCUGCAACAAGAGCAAUUGUGAAUAUUAAUACAGAAUUCUUCAAUAUUGUAAGAGAUAAGUCUCUUCCAGCAAUGAGUCGUUUUUGGCUGAAUGCGGAUUAUGUGAAGUGCAUUCAUGCCUCAGGAGAACUAUUUUCCGGGUUUAAUGCAGUAAUGCAGAGUUGGCAACUAGUAUUCAACUGGGAGCAAGGAUUGAAUUUUCAGGUUCGAGAUGUGCGCGCUCGCGUCUUGGCAGACAUGGCUUGGGUUACCAUGAGAACAUAUGUUGACAUGGAUACAGGGCCAUUCAAUGUGACCAAUGUUUUUGAGUUCCAUAAUGGACGGUGGUAUAUGGUUCAUCAUCACAGUUCUAUGAUGAAUGGGGAUGUGGACCAUCAGAUAGUGCAUGGAUAAUAGUGAGAGAUGAUACAUUUUAUGUCUGAUACUGGUUACAAAAGGUGGUUUUAUUUGCAGAAGCAAGAUGCUUGAAAUUUUCGUGAUUUCUUUGAAAGAUCCUUUUGUAGUUUCCAAUUUUAGUUUCAUUUUUAUACUGUAUAUAAGACAGGCAGUGGCAAUGGCGCCAGAAAAGAGUUAUAAGUACAGUAAAUGGAUUAAAGUAAACGCAAAAAAGAUGGGCAGGAAAAGUGGUUACCUGUGAAUGAUACGUUGGAUCAGGACGUUCAUACUUUGCAGGCAUCCAAUCUACUUGUGAAAAGCAAGGCUGAGCAGUCGUCGGGGGGAGCAAAUGCACAAGCAUUCUCUAUUUUUUUCGUGCAUCCUAGUUGUGCAUCAUUUUCCUGUGAGUUGAUUUUUGAAUCCUAUGCUAACAAAAUCAUGAUUUUAUUGUAAAGCAUGAUUACGAGAGAUUCAGAAUUGGCGUAGAAAGCAUAUAACACAAUUCGGAUGUCAAAA